AAGGUGUUUCAAAACUUGUUACCGAUAUUGAUUUCAGCUUUUUGAUCUAAAUAAAUUGGAAAGCAAUUUCUAAGAUAGAACUCGUUGUAACCACAAAAGCUUAAUGGUGUCACACUCAUACUCUCACGGUCUCACUCCAAUGGACCUAUCAAAAAUAACAGGUUCGCCCUUCGCAUUAGGAGGUGUAUUUUUGUUGCUGGCCUUGACUUUCAUAGGACCUUAUUCUAAUUAUCUACUUCUGCUGUCCUCUCAAAUAUUACCAAUGCAAACUUCAUCAGUGUUCUUCGCUGCAAAACCCGCGUUCCUUGCCACACCGAUUAGGGUAAAAUCUCAAUACAAGCAAAACACUUUGAGCGAUACCAAAAUUAUGGCUACUCCUAAGUGGGCUCAGAAGACCGUCGUUCUUCCUGCUCAGAAACGUGGAUGUCACCUCGUCACUCCCAAGAUAGUGAAGGAAAUUGAACAAGACUUGUCAGGAUUCAAAUGUGGCCUUGCACAUUUUUUCUUGCAACAUACAAGUGCUUCUUUGACCAUAAACGAGAAUUACGACAUAGAUGUUCGACAUGAUACUGAGACCUUCCUCAACAGGAUAGUUCCAGAGGGUCCUUCUGCACCAUGGAAGCAUACAAUGGAAGGUCCAGAUGACAUGCCAGCACAUAUUAAAUCAUCUAUGUUUGGAUGUACUCUCACUGUUCCAAUUACAGACAGACGCCUGAACAUGGGAACCUGGCAGGGAAUUUGGCUGUGCGAACACCGGGACUAUGCCACUCCACGUAAAGUUGUGGUUACUCUCAAUGGAAUUUAAGGAAAGGUGUGAAAAAACAGGGUAGAUGUUUUCUUGCUUAUCAGGGUUCAAAAAGUUUGUGAAAAGAGUGGUAGUAAUGAAAGAGGUGCAUUAGACGCUCAACUUUACUAUGAUGCAUCGUUAUUGCUACCUACUCAGACUAGUAUUUCAGAUACUAAAUAGUAAAUACCUAAUUCCAAUGUGGAUAUACUAGUAUAUAUUAUGUUCUGCAGAUACGUAUAUGGAAGUUGGUCUUGUGUGUUCUAA
Molecule: messenger RNA, 1051 nt
Organism: Papaver somniferum (opium poppy)
Lineage: Eukaryota; Viridiplantae; Streptophyta; Magnoliopsida; Ranunculales; Papaveraceae
Product: UPF0047 protein YjbQ-like
Exons: 7
Coding region: 104-805 (233 amino acids)
Source: RefSeq, a predicted model, not a curated record